Messenger RNA from Gossypium arboreum, 803 nucleotides. RefSeq lists its product as uncharacterized. The transcript has a single exon. The coding region runs from base 183 to 689 and encodes 168 amino acids. The record is from RefSeq and is a predicted model, not a curated record. NCBI's taxonomy places the organism in Eukaryota, Viridiplantae, Streptophyta, Magnoliopsida, Malvales, Malvaceae.
GAAAACUGCGUCCCAGUUGUCUAAUUUUUGAAGUUGACAAAUUUGCCACUAUGCUGUCUAGAGAGUCUAUAGUCCCUCUACCAGUCAAGCACCCACCUGCCCUUUCCCCAUUUCACCGCCCAUCUUCUUCCUCAUUAGUUUCCAGUCACGCGAAUAAAAAAAUAUAACAAAAGAAACAAAAAAUGGCUCUCAAUCUCACCACCGCCAUUCCUAUAUCUCUCCUCCUCCUCUUCCUCUUCGUUCAAUCGCCUCUCGCUGUCACUGGCGACGCACCGUCAGCUUACGAUGUCCUCCAAGGCUACAACUUCCCCGUCGGUCUUCUUCCCAAAGGAGUAAUAAAGUACGAUUUAGACGAAUCCACGGGCCGAUUCCAUGCCUACUUAGAUGAUACGUGUAGUUUCUCGUUAGAAGGGUCUUAUCAACUCAAAUACAAAUCCACGAUCAGCGGAAUUAUAUCCAAUAACAGGCUCAAAGACCUUAGUGGAAUAAGCGUUAAAGUCUUUUUUGUAUGGCUCAACAUUGUGGAGGUUAUUAGAGAUGAUGACGAGCUGGAGUUUUCAGUAGGGAUUGCCUCUGCAAGCUUUCCGAUUGAUAACUUUUAUGAGUGUCCGCAGUGUGGUUGUGGGUUGGAUUGCGGUAAUGGGAGAGUAAGCAAGCUUAGAAUUAAGUCUUCUUUUUCUUCAUUUUAGAGAAAAUUUCAGGGGACAAAAUAUAUUGAAGUUAUUCGAAUGUUUAAGUUUUCAUCUUGGCUUGAAAAUUGAAGUGGGUUCUUGGUUAUUUAUUGAAAUUCGCAGAGUUUUUAA